UGUGGCCACCACUAUUCCCCGAAGUACAAAAAAAGAAUUUAAUUUAUUACAAUAGGUUAGUCUCUUACAGACUGAUGAUUAACAUCUUGUAUAUAUUUUGUUUUAUUUAUUAAUUUAUCUGUAAAAAACGAUCUCUAUUCAACAAUAAACUAUUUUUAUUCAUAGUUUGACACAAUCUACAGAUUUUUAUAACCUCAAAAAUAUUCAAAAUGAAAAAUAUAAUUUUGCAAGGAUUACCAGGUAUUGGUAAAACCACUCUCACGAAAAAAAUUGCCAACAAAUUAAAAGAAAUGGCAAUUGAUAUAACAGGUUUUUAUACAGAGGAAUUAAGAGAAAACAAUUAUAGAAUUGGUUUUGAUGUUGUAACGCUUGACAAUAAACGAGGAAUCUUAGCUAGAAAAAGUAAUGCAGAAGACAAUUCUAAGUAUAAAGUGGGAAAUUACUCUGUUCACAUUGAAGAAUUUGAAAAAAUGGUUUUACCGAUAUUUGAAAAUGUCAAAUCGAUUAUUAUCAUAGAUGAAAUUGGAAAAAUGGAAUUGUUUAGUAAAAAAUUUCAAGCAAACAUUGAGAGAGUGAUCACUGACGACAAUAUUAGAAUUGUUGCAACAGUCCCUUUAAAAGCAACCCUGCCACUGAUUCAAAAAAUUAAGAACAAUAAUUCAAGUCAUUUAAUUACCGUAAACGCAGGAAAUCGGGAUAAGUUACUUGAUGAAAUUAUACCACUUAUUACAAAAUAAAUUCAUUGAUUAAAUUUGUAA
Molecule: messenger RNA, 758 nt
Organism: Tribolium madens (black flour beetle)
Lineage: Eukaryota; Metazoa; Arthropoda; Insecta; Coleoptera; Tenebrionidae
Product: nucleoside-triphosphatase THEP1
Exons: 5
Coding region: 210-737 (175 amino acids)
Molecular function (GO): ribonucleoside triphosphate phosphatase activity
Source: RefSeq, a predicted model, not a curated record